Molecule: messenger RNA, 823 nt
Organism: Cryptococcus deneoformans JEC21
Lineage: Eukaryota; Fungi; Basidiomycota; Tremellomycetes; Tremellales; Cryptococcaceae
Exons: 5
Coding region: 128-643 (171 amino acids)
Source: RefSeq, a predicted model, not a curated record
AAACAACGUAUAAAAGACAGCCUCCAGAAUAAGAUAGAGAACCCCGUCCAUCAAGCUUUUUGAAUUCUCUUCUUAUCUUCCACUGCUUGUUUAACUGUCACCAACCAGCCCAUCCAGCACCCCAAAUAUGUUGUUCUUCGCUACCUUUCUUCCCUUGCUCGCUCUCGUGUCUGCUACCCCUCUCACCAAACGCUACUCUGGUGCCAAGAUCCAGUCCUCCAGAGACAGCAAAUGCCUAUCCCCUAACAGCAACGACUACAGCAACGGCGUUCAAGUCGUCACUGUAAGCUGUGAUCAAGCCCAAACUUGGGAUAUCAACCCUGGGUCCGGCAGUGUUAUCCUUCACGGCACUAACUUCGCUUUGGAUGCUGGUACUGGCAGUGACAACAACGAAGGUGUCAAGAUCUGGACUUCUUACCCUGGCCUUUUCCAGCAGACUUGGUUUUUGACUGGUGACCAGCGCAUUGCCAUCACCGGCGGCAACCAAUGUCUCGAUGAGGGCGACAACGGGCCCCAGACCUACCAAUGCACUCCUUAUAACACCAACCAAGUUUGGAAUAUUAUCGACGGUAGCGGCCCCGCUCCUUCUUCCACAUCCUCCGGCCCUACCCCUUCUAGAACUUGCACUGCUUGGAGUAACUAAGUCUGGAAACUCUGAAGAUCACAAUUUGUAUGCCUCGUAACAGCAGCCCAACAGUUAUAAUCAACACGUAUUCGAUAAUAUUUAGGAAUGAUGAGGAUGGACAGUCAUUCACUGGUGAAACGUAGUAGUGUAAUGAAUAUAGCACUUUUAUUAUCUGAAAUCGAGAUGUAGGUAUGCACA